AUGGCCCCUGGGUCUUAUUUGGAAUCAGUCACUGGCCCACGGUCCCAGACCAAAUGCAGGCUCGAGCUCCUGCCUACGGAAUUGCGCAUUGCCAUCCUGUUUAGUUGCCCUGAUCUAGACACACUUCGAUUGCUAGUUCAUGCCUCGCCGGUAUACCACCGCGCGUAUCGGCGCGUUAGACAAGAGGCUCUCCUUCAUACACUCCAUGCAGAGUACGAUGGACUUGUCGAAAUCACAGAUGCGAUCGUGGCCGUUCGCUCAAGGGGACUAUACGCUGUAGUACCAUCCAACAAAGAGAAAAUCUAUUCGCUUCUAGACCAAUGGCGUCGGCACGAGGAAAUCCGUCGCCUGGACCUCCCGUCGGCGAGAGAUCUUCCCGACAAACCGGCCGGUUUUGACGAGAUCAUCCGGCUCGUGCGGCUGCAUAAGAUAAUGAAAUUCUGUCUCAAUGACUUUUGCAACACCGCGAAUUGCCCAGAAUGGAUCGAACCGGCGCGGUGGAAGACUGAUAUGCUACCGUUUAGUCUAUCUCGUACCGAGAAAACCCGCUUCUUCAGGGCUCUCUAUCGAGUGCAAAUCUAUGGCAACAUCUUCGGCCACAAUGAAUUCUGCGUGGAUGAGAAAUUGCCUUUGAGAUACCGAUACAACAGCUGGGCAGACGAAACCUUCUCCAUAGAUGAAGGGUGCCGUGUAUUCUUCGGCACUAUGACACCAUGGGAAUUUCAAGAGUUUGGCAGCGCGUGGAAGUAUAUUAAAGGACGAUAUGCGCAGCCAUACGAGGAGGUUGCCGCGCUUUUUCGAGGGUUUGAACUACUGCCCAUGGACCAAUUUCUAGACAAGACCGAUCCCCCGCUUCCCAUAAACUGUGCCGUUCUAGACACCCACGAUCUCGAUAGGUACCGGGAUGAAACCCAGGCCUGCUUGGCUACGAUGGGCCCCGCAUUUUUCUACAAGUUCACUCGCAAGCCGGACAUCGUGCACCGUCGAGACCUGAUUUUGGUCAACGCAUGGCACAGCUGGACAUAUUUUCCGGAGAUGCUCAGAUGGACUGACCAUAUAUUUCCCCUUUUCUAUCCGGUAGAGCACUUCGAAGCCUGGGAAGACUGGAGUGAAAGCAGAAGCCAGUGGGCCAGGUUGCCGCCUAGCCAGCGGCCAAAUAUCGCGUGUGACGUGACUUGGUUCACAGAGUCUACGAACAGGAGGAUCUCUCGUCCUCUCUAUGCAUGGCUUGUACGCGAAAAAUAUUGGGAAUGGGCGUAUGCUAUCUGGGAUGACGAGAGACUGAUUGGAUGGAGAAUACCCCUGCAUAAACUUCGUUCUAGUAGUCGGGAUUGA
Aspergillus steynii IBT 23096 is the source of this 1335-nucleotide messenger RNA. RefSeq lists its product as uncharacterized. Bases 1 to 1335 code for a protein of 444 amino acids. The record is from RefSeq and is a predicted model, not a curated record. NCBI's taxonomy places the organism in Eukaryota, Fungi, Ascomycota, Eurotiomycetes, Eurotiales, Aspergillaceae. The transcript has a single exon.